UUCACCCCUUGUUUCUUUCUUCAUUCCCAAACCACCCCCCUUUCUUUAUAUUAGUGUGUAUAUAUUAACAUAAACAUUAGUUAGCAUACCACAAACUCAGAUAUCAUCACAUAUCAAAGCAAAGCAAAGAAAGAUGAGUGCAACAGGAACAAGAGCAUGGAUGGUGGCAUCAAGCAUUGGAGUAGUGGAGGCAUUGAAGGAUCAAUUGGGUUUGUGUAGGUGGAACUAUGCAUUUAGAUCGCUCCAACAACAUGCUAAGAACAACAUCAGAUCUUACACUCAAGCCCCCAAAUUCUCUUCUUCUGCCUCUGCCUCUGCUGUUUCCAAUAAGGUUAAGAGGUCUAAGGAUGAGUCUAUCAAGAAGGUUAUGGAGUUGGAUUGCUGGGGUCCUAGCACCACAAGGUUCUGAAUUACUCAAUCAAUCAAUCAAUCAUCAAUGCCUAUCUUUUAAUAAUAAUAAACGUUAUUAUUAUUUGUGUGAUGAGGGUUGUUGCUACUACUUUGAAUUUCAGAAGAUCCUUGUCUAAUGUAAUCUCAUUAUUCAUCCAAUUUUGUUAUUAUUAAUGAUAUAAUGGUAAAUAUGAUCUUGACCCCUACACAUAAAGAAAAAUGGUGGUCAAAUUUGCAUGAAA
Molecule: messenger RNA, 632 nt
Organism: Arachis stenosperma
Lineage: Eukaryota; Viridiplantae; Streptophyta; Magnoliopsida; Fabales; Fabaceae
Exons: 1
Coding region: 134-409 (91 amino acids)
Source: RefSeq, a predicted model, not a curated record